Molecule: messenger RNA, 7512 nt
Organism: Anolis carolinensis (green anole)
Lineage: Eukaryota; Metazoa; Chordata; Lepidosauria; Squamata; Anolidae
Gene: brf1
Product: BRF1 RNA polymerase III transcription initiation factor subunit
Exons: 18
Coding region: 218-2236 (672 amino acids)
Biological process (GO): transcription preinitiation complex assembly; DNA-templated transcription initiation; transcription by RNA polymerase III
Cellular component (GO): transcription preinitiation complex; transcription factor TFIIIB complex; nucleus
Molecular function (GO): RNA polymerase III general transcription initiation factor activity; RNA polymerase III type 3 promoter sequence-specific DNA binding; TBP-class protein binding
Source: RefSeq, a predicted model, not a curated record
UCGCGGGAAGGAAGACCUCUUUCUGCUUAUUCUAAGUGAGUGAAGCCUGUGCUGAGGAAAACCUCGCGAGAGGACGGAGCUGGGGCCUUUGCCGGCUGAGGCGCCGCCUCCUCCUCGCCUCGAUUGGACCCGGGGCUGACUGAGGGAGCGAGGCCUGCGCGGAGGGCAGGAGAGCGGGAGCGUGGCUGACAGGGCUUCCUCCUCCUCUGCCGCCGCGAUGCCGGGCGGACGGGCGUGCGCCGUGUGCGGCGGCUGCGAGAUCGAGGUGGACUCGGCCCGGGGGGAUGCGGUGUGCACGGGCUGCGGCUCCGUCCUGGAGGACAACAUCAUCGUCUCCGAGGUGCAGUUCGUGGAGAACAGCGGAGGAGGCUCCUCGGCCGUCGGGCAGUUCGUCUCCCUCGACGCUGCAGGGAAGACACAAACGGUUGGAGGAUUUCAUGUCAACUUGGGAAAGGAAUCACGGGCACAAACUCUGCAAAAUGGAAAACGGCAGAUCCAUCAUUUGGGAAACCAACUUCAGCUCAAUCAGCAUUGCCUUGAUACCGCCUUCAACUUCUUCAAGAUGGCGGUGAGCAAGCACUUAACCCGUGGGAGGAAAAUGACCCAUGUCAUAGCAGCCUGCCUCUACUUGGUGUGUAGGACAGAAGGCACCCCACACAUGCUGCUUGACCUCAGCGACCUCCUUCAGGUGAACGUCUACGUCCUGGGCAAAACGUUUCUUCUGCUGGCCAGAGAGCUCUGCAUAAAUGCUCCAGCUAUAGACCCAUGUUUAUAUAUUCCUCGCUUUGCACACAUGCUGGAGUUCGGCACUAAGAACCAUGAGGUUUCCAUGACGGCUCUGAGGCUCCUGCAGCAGAUGAAGAGAGACUGGAUGCACACAGGUCGACGGCCCUCUGGCCUUUGUGGUGCAGCUCUUCUAGUUGCGGCAAGAAUGCACGAUUUUCGGCGUACUGUGAAAGAAGUGAUCAGGGUGGUUAAAGUUGGUGAAUCUACCUUAAGGAAAAGACUUACAGAGUUUGAAGAUACACCUGCAAGUCAGCUAACAAUAGAUGAGUUCAUGACAAUUGAUUUAGAAGAGGAAUGUGAUCCUCCCUCAUUUACAGCUGGUCAACGGAAGAUAAAGAUUCAGCAGCUGGAGAAGGAGCUGUCAAAAAAGCUGGAAGAAUUAGAAGGUGAAAUAACAAGCUACCAGGAUGAAAUAGAGAUUGAAUUAGAGAAUAGCAGGCCAAAAGCAAAAGGAGUUUAUGCAAAUUACAGUAAAGAUGAUUCUUUGGAAGAUAAUACCUUGAGUAUAUUUGGAGAGGAGGAAGGAGAAGAUGAAGAACUGGAAGCAGCUGCAAAUCACUUAAACAAAGACUUUUACAGUGAACUUCUAGAUAAAGACAAAUCACAAGAAAAAGAAAUUUCUGUAAGGCCACCUGCCUUGGAGUCACUUCUUGGCCCUCUCCCUACUGCAGCCAGUCUUGGAAUAACAGAGUCAAUCAAAGAGUGUAUAUUAACAAAAGAUCGGGAUCUCAAUGAAAAUACUGAAGAUGGUGAAUUGGACCUAAAUGGAAUUGAUGACACUGAAAUAGAUAUGUAUAUACUAAAUGAAUCAGAAGCCCAAAUAAAAGCAGAACUAUGGAUGAAGGAAAAUGCAGAUUAUUUAAAGGAACAAAAGGAAAAAGAAGCAAGGAUUGCAAAAGAGAAAGAACUUGGAAUUUAUAAAGAACAUAAGCCAAAGAAGUCUGCAAAGAAACGGGAGCUGAUUCAAGCCAGCACAGCAGGAGAGGCGAUUGAAAAAAUGUUGGAACAGAAGAAGAUAUCGAGUAAAAUUAAUUAUAAUGUGUUAAGGGACCUCAACAGCAAAGGAGGGAGCACACCAAAGAAAGACGAUGACAGCGGCAAUGACAGCACCACCACCAAGAAGCUGUCAAGGAGAAAAACUCUCCCAGCUCGGAAUGUGGCCAGCUCUGUGAACAGCUUGGGGAAAAGGUUAAGACCUUUGAUUUCGACACAACUAGCAAAAAGGCCAGCAACUGAACAGGCAGUUUUUCCAAGUACUCAGGCUGAUGCUCAAGAAACUGAAAAGCCAACAAAUGUCCUGGUAGAGACGGGGCCUGUAUCAUACAACCACGAGGAAGAUGUGGAAGAAGAAGAAGAAGUUGAAGAGGAAGAGGAUCACUGCAUGAGCGCCCUUCAGUUGAUGGGCGGAAAUGAUUACGGCUGUGAUGUAGAUGAAGAUGAUGGAUAUUAACCCAAUAUUGCUCGAAAUGGUGAGAGAAGUUACCUGGUGACAGUAAAGAAAACUCAUCCUAAUGUCUAAGCAGAGGUGAUUCCAUUCACCAUGGACUCUGAUCCAUGUCUGAUGAUUGGUUUGCUGGCCUUGGGAUUUAUCGCAUUGACCUAUAGGCUGGCCAUUGGCUUUGAAAUGCUUGAACUUAAUCAUGCUAUGGAACAGGGUUUAACAGAUGUAUCAGCUUCAGAAAAUCAAGGACAAGAGCCCAGUGGUUGAGAUCUCAGAGCAAGGAUCUGCCUCAUGGAUGACUCUUGAAUCAAGCCAUCUUGUUGUGAAGGUGUAUAUAAAGGAGAAGAUCACAUUCAUACAUAGCAGGGCACGUGCUCCAACAUCGCAUCUGUCUUGCCAUGCUGAAAAAGAAGAGAAUUACUAGCAUGGGGUGGGGUGGAUAUUGCACCCUGGCAACUGCCCCUUGGAAAUAGGCCCAUGCAUAUACUUUGUCCAGCUGCAGCAUUGCCCUUUGCAGCAUUUACUGCAGAGUUGCUCAGGCUGGCAUGUCCUACCUACUAUAGGACAGCAGUAGUAUGUUUGUUUUCAAGAACAAGAGGAAAUAACAGGAACAUUAUUUCUUUUUUUUAAAUUGUUUCUUGUGCUAGCAUGAAAGCCUCAGGGAUGCUGGCACCAUGUUGGAUAUUUUAGUGGGAUAGUUAUUAUUCUUGUUCCAAGUAAAUCAAGAUUUCUUAUCACUCGCUGCUCCUUUUAGAAAAAGUAGUAUUUGGUCAAGUUUCCUUUUGGUUAUUACCAUGUCCACAGUCUUCUAGCCAGCAGGGCUUUUGGCAGUGCUCACUAGGGAAUUCUUGAAAUUGUACGCCUACAAAAUGAAGAAAAGAUAGGGUAAAGAGAAGAUAGAUGGGAAAAAAUUCAAGAAAUAAACAUGAUGCCCACACUUCUGACUAAGGGCUAUCUCCCAAAGCUGUUGUAUCCUCAUUAUAGUCAUUAUGUUUUAAGAAUAAGCUGUAGCCUACCUGAAGAUAAGAGUGGCAAGUUCUCAGAUUUUGGUCUUGGUAAAUCUUACUCACUUUCCACAUGGGUAGCGCAGUCUCCAGCAGGACACACUGUUGUUUUUUAAGCAAAUUGCUCUGUUCCUCUCCCUGAUGUAAUUUAAUUGAAUGCUAUUUAAUAAGAUUGGCAUUGGUGGAUUAAGGGCUCAGCCAUGCAGAAAGCUUGACCAGGCUUUCCAGUCUCUUUAUUUGUUCUGGUAAACUUUAUUGUGUGACCUCUUGAAUUUAAGGGUAAAAGAGACCAAAAGUGUUUAGUCUCAAACUCAAAGAAUGACCUUUCUGAAUUCUGAUUUGGCAGGCUUGUGGCUUGAAUGUUAAUUGUGAACUAUGUUUUGCCCCCUUGACUUUCUGUCACCACUCUAUUUAUUUGCUGUUAGAAACCAAAGCCUGAAUGCUACUUGAAUCAUUCCUGUCUUUGUUGCUUGGUGGACAAGGAUGAUACGUCAGAUCACCUUUGUGGGAAACUAGUUCUCUGGGUCAUCUAAAGAAACAAAACACAGCUAACUGACUAUGUUGAACCUAUCUUCGUCAAAGGUCACAACCAUAUCUUUCUCUGUCACAGCUUGACUUUACUACAUAUCAGGGCUGGUAGAUCCUUUUACUUCCUUCAGUUGGAAAAAGAUGCUUCCUGAAAAAUCCAAGGCUUUGUUCACGCACAAAUGGGAAAUUAUACUUGAGUUGAACCACUUUUAUUUAUCUAGGUUCUGAAUUUACUCAGCUUUAGCCUCUAAAAUUAAGAUUCUCAUUUUAGUAGCACUAUGGCUACUACUGUUUGACAGAGAUUGUUAUGGCCUUGUGACAAAUAUGUUCACUUCUCGGGGAACAACAAACUGCCACCACUCCUUAAUUGUGAUAACUUCCAUGACUCAAACACUUACAAUAUAUGUAUUUCUGGGAGCCCGGCUCUUGAAACUAAAGGCCAGAUACGUUUUUGAAAUAGAAUCAUUUGCAGGUGUCUUCCAUGCCAUUGUAAUGAUUUCAGUGCCAGCUUGGAAUUCAGGUGAAACUUAAUUCUUUGAGGAUUUUGUAACAUUCCAUAUGGUUCACACCUAACCUAUUUUGGAAACCUGAACAGUCUUGAGUUGCUAAAAACACAAUAUUAACAGAACCCAUUCUCUCUUGAGUUCUGGUCAGAGAAUACAGUUACUUGUACCAUUCAUGCACUGCAGAAGUGACCACAGGGUGAGAGAAACUGAGAACCUCUGGUUCAUUUUUGGAGCUGCUUCUAAUUCCAUUUUCCUUGGAUCAUGUCUUCAACACACAGGAGAGAGUUGUGUGUUCUUCCUGAACAGUAUAACCCUCUUUUCAGGCAGGGCUCCAAUAUCCAGUAGCCUUAGCCAACAUUGCCAAAGGCAUGGAGUCAUGGGAAUUUCAUUCCAACAUUUGCAAGGUCAUGUGAUUCCUUUUUCUAUGAUGCUGUUCUGUCCCGUGUUUCCAAGAACUUGCAGCUGCCUGGACCAGAUGGCAGAUAUUCCCAUCCCUAUCAUGGCUCCUCUUCAUACUGGUCUUUCAAAGGUAGAGUAGCUUCACCUUUGGCUCUACUGGCAUGGUCCAGACAUUCUCAUGCCACCAUAAUAUGGGGAACACUAAAAUCCCAACAGUGAAGCAGAAAAUGAAGAGCACUAGAAUUAGGCAUAUGAGAAAAUCUACUAGAUCUGGAAUAAUAUGAAAGAAAUGCAACAAUGGAAGCAUUUAACCAUUCCCAUCAUUACAUUGACAACAUUUGAUACAUAGAAGAUGUAACUCCACAUCUUUCCUGAGUUGUAAGUCUGAGAGCCAAGAGGCUAUUUCAUUAGAAAUGUCCUUAUAUUUAAUAUUCUUAAGUGCUAUUUUUUAAGAGAGAGACAAAGACUUUGCCUAAUGAGAAUCACUCAUUUGAGGCUUCUUUUUGCCUUGGGAUUAAAUCUCAAAUUAGCGCAAACAGGAACUUUGUUUCCAAUGCAAAUUGCAGCUCCAGAGAAGUAAUUGUCAUUGGAACAACAGCAGGCAGGUUAACUUCCUCUUUCUCAGCAGGUGCUGUUAGCAUUGUAAAGAACACAUUGGACAAGAUCCUAUACCCAGCAGUUGUAGUGUAAUGCCCCAUUUUUGCAUUUUCAUGUUUGCCAGUCUGUUAGCUUUUAGUCUGCUGAAAGGGAAGGCAGGCAGUUCCUAGCAGAAGAUACAAUAGGUCCAGGCUCAUAGGGAGGAAGAAACAAGGAGGUACUCUCAUACAUUAUAUACCUUCCUUCCUUUUGAAAGUAAGACUGACAACUUCUGAAUUGUCCCUUCCUUUCCUUUUCCACUAGUAAGGACCACCAGCAGCCACCCUCCUGGGGUUUGACAGGUAUGGAGGGGGGAGGCUUAGGACUGAUUGCAAAGGCCAAGAAAAAACAAACUUCUCUUUGCCCUGCCCAAAAAAAGUCAUACACUUAUCUAAGCCAGCUUUCUGCUCAUUAAGUGCAAAGAUAAAUUUAGCAUCCUGUUUAGUCUGCUUCCAGAUUCUAAGCCUAAAUCCAGUUGCUUGUCCCAGUUAAGGUACUGAAUCAAUGGGAUUUACAGGAGUGUUAACUCACUACAAUAAAUUUAAUGAUCAUUCUCAUCAGGGUAAGCAACUGGAUUUAGAUCCAAGUCUGAUGGGAGUCAUGAAACACUCCAGAUGUUUGGCUGCAACUUCCAAUAACUGUUGCAAUUGGAUAUACUGCCUGAGGCUGCUGGGAGCUGCAGUCCAACAACAUUGGGAUCUGCAUGGCUCCCACCCCUGCCUUAGUCCUCUGAAAAGGUGGCAGUCAACUGACACAUCAAAGUACCAAUCUCCCCCAACCUGAAUGUCUUGGACUACAGUUCUCAACAGCCCUUAAUAAUCAAGGAUAAUGGGAAUUAUUGAUCAAAAAUGGAAAGGAUUCCCAGUUGCAGAAACCUACUCUAUAUGUAGUCUUUUGCUUUUAGUAACAGAUGAUGGUGUGCAGGCUUGGUAGAGGGGCAGGAAUAUCUUUUGGGCCCUGAAAGAUGUCAUUUUGAUAUAGCUUUGCAUCUUUAUGGAUCAGCCGUGUACAUUUUUAAUUCAUUUAAUAUCAGAUCAGGAUUUCCCCUGCCUUUCCAGGUUCAUUUUCUUAUAUUCAUUUCUCCGUGUUAUGACUAAGCUGAGGGAAAGUAAAACGGAUUAGCAGAUGCCAUUUUCUGUUUUCCUAACUGCUUCAGCAAAUGUUAGAAAGGCAAGUUCAACUGUUAACUCUCGUCAGCACAGUGAGUGUAUCCGAAUGACCUUGCAGGAGGCAUUUUGAUGGAUUUCCUGGGAUCUUGCUAUCUUCCCAAUGCAAAUGAUGGUGAGAGAUUAAAGGGUUUUAAGAGUAAGUUAGUUUAGGAUCAUGAGAUGCACAUCAUGGCUUUUUUUCUCUUGUAGAAUACAAUUUCAAGAUACUAAAUUAUGCAAAAUCAUCCAGCUGAAGCAUGCUACCUUUCCAUCUUGGACUCCUUUUCAUUUCUUUCCCCUUUUGUGCACUGACUUGCUGCAAUGCUGUCACAAAGACAGUAGACUAAGGCAUUCUUGACAUAUGCCAGAUUUUUCUGAUUUAGUUUGCCCAAGUGUCACUUCUUCCAUCUUUCUUUGGAAAGACAACUCAUACAAACCUAGAUUUAGCAUUAGAUGAUAAAGCCAAAUGUUGCCUGUUACAUGGAGCACAGGGUUAGGUUUCCUUUGGUUCCCUGCAACUAAUGGCAGAAUGAGAACAAAUAUAUGAAUGAGGCUCUGGACUGGGAUGGAAAAUGCUGAUGGGGAUCCCACUGUUUCCUACAUAUUGGUUCUACUUGCACAUUGUGCUGUUCAAAUGUGGCUUCCGUUGUAGCCCUCGCUCUACUUGUUUGCAUUCUCUGCAGAUGGAGAGUUCAUCACCUCCUGCCAUUUUGAUGCAUUGUUCAGUGCUAACUGUAAUGCUUGUUACCCUCAGUAACAAGGCCAGACUAAAUACUCAGGCCUGGAAAUCCAAAUGAUCGGCAAACAGCUGGAAUAGCCCUAUAGACCGGCAACAAGAGCCACCUCCCACUGUUUUGUUUUGUUUCCUCCAACAAAUGUAAUAUCUGUAAAUAUUUUAAUGUAACAUUUUUAUUAUGUUCUUACAAAUGCCAACAUUCUAUUGGUUGGUAGGUGGUUGUAAUUUUUGUUGUUGUUCUUUAAUGACUGUUUUAACUUGGACAGCAGUGUACAGACUCUGUGUGUAAACCCUAUUUUGUCUCUAUGAAGCAAGCCAUUUCUAAUAA